This is a messenger RNA of Portunus trituberculatus (swimming crab), 4564 nucleotides long. Its product is annotated as ATP-binding cassette sub-family G member 8-like. The record is from RefSeq and is a predicted model, not a curated record. Gene Ontology annotation, cellular component: plasma membrane. Lineage: Eukaryota; Metazoa; Arthropoda; Malacostraca; Decapoda; Portunidae. The transcript is spliced from 16 exons. Gene Ontology annotation, molecular function: ATP binding; ABC-type transporter activity; ATP hydrolysis activity. The coding region runs from base 285 to 2966 and encodes 893 amino acids.
CAACGCUCACUCAGGAGGAAGCAUUGACUCCGGUGUGGCUUGUCGGUCCCCUCGGUCUGUGUGUCGUCGCAGAGUCAUGCGGGCGGCGGAGUGUUAGUGCAGUGCAGUGCCCUCCAGAGGGUAGUGAGGGGCGCUCGCAAGGAUUUAUAAGUGAGCGAUAGCAAGAGGAUUAAUUAUAUUGAAGGAAAUUUGCCAUACGCGCGGGACGCCACUGCCGCCGCUGGUAUCACCACUCCCCCGGACCGCAAGGUGGACGAUCCCAGGGGACGCCAUAAAACAGCAGGAUGAGUGAACUGUGGGAGUUGAACACGAUGGAUAGGCGGUACUCCAUCCCGCCCUCCACCAUCUCAGAGCCCCGCCCGCCCCAGCAGACACGAUCGGGCAGCACACUUCCUUCCACCUGCGACGACCUUCACGCGUGGUCCAUCUACCGCCAAAACCUCAACUCAGACUUCACCGACUCGGCUCUCGGCUCGCAGGAGAAGGCGCCGCUGCCCUACGGUAACUUCCAGCUCAGAGAGUCCACCGUACACUCCAUUCUUAAUAAUCCAAGGUAUGGCCCCAAAAGUGAGCUUGGUUCAAACAUGUUCACCUACCUCAAGUUUGGUCUGCCCCGUGUCUUCCCUCCUGCGGCGCCUGGGCGGGAGGGCAGCAGCGGGUACGACUCCAGCGACGACGGGGGCGGCGGGGGGCGAGGGCGAGGGGGUGCGUCAUCUAUUGGGCGAGGGGACAGAUACACAAGAAGCAAGAGUAACCCUGACUUGCUAGCGGCGCGGGACUGGAACUCACCUGUGCCCACUAGAGAAGUUCGCACCAAGAGCUCAAGUGAGGCCAACCUUCUCGCAGCCGACAACUACUACCGGGAGCGUCGGGGGAUGGGAGGAGGGGUGGCCAGCAGGUUAGGGGGGUCGCAAAUGUCCAUCACGUCGAGGCAUUCCAGGCGAUCCAGACAACAAGGUGCCAUCUUCAACCAGCCCAACACGACAUACACGCCGCACGCCCACCGCCCUCACGCCCCCAACCUCACCACACAGAACCACGACGGCACGCCUCACAGGGACCCGCCCAUGCUCAACGAUAAGCUCUUCCCUCGCGACAACCCGUGGGCGGAAGAGGUGGGCGGCGUAGGCAUGAAGACGCCCCACCUGCAGAUCCGUGGGCUGGUGUACGAGACUCACGGACAUGGCGGGCGCACACACCUUCUGGACAACAUCUCUCUGGAGGCUCGGGGCGGGGAAGUGCUGGCUGUGCUGGCGACGAGUGAGUCUGAGGGUUCGUGUCUGCUUGAUGCGCUGGCGAACAGACACGCCAGGUGGGGAGGACGACUUAGGGGAGAUUUUAUCUUCAACGGGAACCACACCAGCCCUGCCAAGGUGGCUGCGCGCUCAUCCUACGUGCAGCAAGACGUCAACUUCUGCCCCGACAUGAGUGUUCGACAGACUCUCCUUCUUCACUCCUUCUUCCGCUCCUGCGGCGAUGUGACGCGUGUGAGGGAAGUAAAGGCUAGGAUCAACGGCCUCAUCAACGACCUCGGCCUGGAGCAGGUACGCCACACGAGAGUCAAGGACCUGACACUGAGCGAGCGGCGGCGACUCAACGUGGCGUGUCACCUACUGCUGGAGACUGACGUGGUGCUCCUCGACCAGCCAACCCGCGGCAUGGACAUCUUCGACACCUUCUUUCUUGUCGAGUACCUGCGGCAGUGGGCGUGUCGCGGCAGGAUAGUGGUCCUCACCAUCCAGCCACCGACAUACGAAAUUUUCACAAUGAUCUCCCGCGUGGCGCUCAUUUCUACUGGACGCCUCAUGUAUUUCGGCAGGAGGCGAGAGAUGUUGCCUUACUUCGCCUUCAUUGAGUACCCGUGCCCGGCCUACAAAAACCCGUCGGACUACUACCUUGACCUCGUUACUCUGGACGACCUGAGCGCUGAGGCGAGGCUGGAGUCAUCACAACGAGUGGAAAUGCUCGCCGAGACGUUCAGGCGACGGCAGGAGGCUCUCAGUGACCCUGGCCCGCCGCUCCCUCUCCCGCCCAAGGUCCGGAAGGAGAAUCUCUGCCUCCAGCUCCUCGGGCUGUGGAUACGCGCCAUGAUUUACCAGUUCCCGUACAAUAUGAUGAACUGGCUGGCCAUGACCCUUGUGGCGGGCAUCAUGUCUGUGGUGGUCGGCGCCGUGUACUGGGACGUCCGCUCCUCGAUGCAGCAACACCAGGACAACGUGAAUAACAGAGCGAACUUCCACUAUGUGAUGGCCACACUUGCCCUUUGGCCUGUGCUUCUCAUGGCCAUCUCGGAGGUGUGGCGAGACAAACCAGCGGUGGCGCGAGACGUGGCUGACGGACUCUACUCUAAAGGCAUCUACAUUCUGACCAAGAUCUGCUACAGCUUCCUGGCGGCGGGUGGAACUUUCCUCGCUUACAUUCUUCCAGCUUACUCCAUGGCGGGCUUUCCCACCGCCGAGGAGUUCUACGUCUAUUUGGGCUACAUGCUGCUAUACCUGUGCGCCGUCCGUGCCCUCGCCAUCGCCGCUGCCUGUGUCUUCGACUCCAGACACGCCGCCGCAAUGACGACGGGCUUCAUCCUGACUGUGGCUACGCUGGGCUCUGGCUUCACUCUCCACUCCAUGGAUAUUUCCCUGUGGGCGUGGCCGACGCUGUGGUGGUCGCCAGUACGCUGGUUGCUGCACGAGGUGGAGCGGCAGGAGUUUGAGAACACUGAUGAGUUCCUAUGUGAUAGAAAUCCAGUGUUGCAGGAUUCGCUCUCCGCCAUCCAACGGAAGGCGCCGUGCGGGGUGGUGACAGGCACGCAGGCACUGCGAUACAUGGGGCUGGAGGAACCCAAACUCCCAGGCGCUCUCUAUCCAGCUGUGUUCCUUCUAGCGGCCUACCUGUGCGGCCAGAUCGUCACAGUCAUUGCCUUCAUCGCCAGUAAAAAACCUAACAGGGUCAAGAAGUACAGGACGGAAUAGCGGAAAGACGCGCUGGUGUCUGUGGUUUGGUUCUAAUCCCCAACCCGGUGCUGAGUGCGAACAGGCAAGAAGAAAAGUGAAAUCAGUAAAAGCAAGCUACGAUCGCUCAACUCAUUCGUUAAAGAUAUGUAAUACCCUAGAGAGAGAGAGAGAGAGAGAGAGAGAGAGAGUGUGUGUGUGUUCCAGAACGGGAACUAAUUAAUAAGCGUUAUUGAAAUUUCGAGACGAUGUUACAGUAAGAAAUUUUAAAGAGUAAAUCAUUUGGAAUCCCGAGACAGUGGAAUGUUUCCAAGUGUCUACAUUGAGGGAAGCAGAUGACAAGUGGAUGGUCGUGGACAAUGAGCAGGAUGAAGAGAAGAAAAGAACACUGUCUCUGCUUCUCAACAUUUGUCAGUUGUAUAAGUAAUGAAAAAUUGUGUUUUAUCCUCAUGUAGAUGAAUAAUAGCUUUAUUCAUUGGAAAAGUAAGUGUGAGAUACUACAGAAAGAUGUGUUUUGAACGCGUCACACGGAGGGAAUCAGAAGGAAAAGCUUCCGUCAUGAGGAUCACCACCCACUGCCCUGUCAUUACUGAACAGUAGCACAGGGGUAGUCCAGCAGAUUAGGCGGAUUUCGGUGUUGAGUGUGUGAUUAUAGCAGAAGCCUUCAGCAAGUGGCAACGUUGACCAGAGCCUCCAUGGUAGGGAGUAUACUUGGGUAAGAGGGACGACCCUGCCGGCCACCUCACAUGCAGCGAAGGCACGACUUGCUGCAUAUAACAUUCAUGAUGUAAAAGAAUACAUUUAUGAAUGCAUUGCUCACUACUCAUCUUUGCGUUUGUUAAUCGUGUAAAUUAUUAGCCGUUAUAUUUUUCAGCUCAUAAGGUUUGAUGAAUGCCUUACAAACAAUGGUUGUUUUCAUUGCUGUCAUGCAGUCUUAGUGCCAGCAGCUAAUAAUUAUCCACAUGUAAUAUAGUAUAUAUGGUGAAUAUUUCCUUGUUUUGUGAAUAUUAAACCACUGUCAGUGACUACCCACAGCCUGGCGCUGCGUCUGGUCACUCACAUAUAUUGACGUACUACUUGGCAGGUGCAUGCACGCGGUGCAGCGCUCAGCGUUACCAGGGACAUGAAGAGCGGAUACAGAUACGCAGCAGUGCAUUUGUCCGCUCUUAUGAAGACCAAUGUGACUAUAGUUUACGUUGCCAGGAUGAGUGUUUACGUGACUGUCUGUCUCGUUAAGAGGGACGGGGUAUGCAGGGCAGAGUCAGGAAGCUCAAGCCUUGGCCGGUGCAUUCCUUACGUAAAGUAACUGUCUCCCGUGAUUGCUCCAGGAGAUAACGCGACCCUGCAGUUGUUCAGCCUGGGAGCCCAUUGGUCCAUUGGGACACGCUAAUUUCAUUAGUGGUCCAAUCUGUUAAUGUAAGAGGCAACGGCGUAAUACUCAGUUAAGGUAGUAACUAUACUAUGUAUCAUAAGGGAAAUGACCCUAAAGGUACAAUAAUGAUCAGAACUACACACCACACCACUUCUCUCAUGCAGACACAUCGAUAUUCUUACUCCACCACACGAAACACUGCAAGAGCUGAAAAACAAAACGACAUGGUUGCUGAAUUGUAUGAAAG